UUCUUUCAAGAUGUCUACUGUCCAUGAAAUUUUAAGCAAGCUCAGCCUUGAAGGAGAUCAUUCUCUCCCACCAAGUGCGUACGCCACGGUUAAGGCCUAUUCAAAUUUUGAUGCUGACCGGGAUGCUGCAACCCUGGAAACAGCCAUCAAGACCAAAGGUGUGGAUGAGGUCACCAUCAUCAACAUCCUGACAAACCGGAGCAAUGAACAGAGGCAGGAUAUUGCUUUUGCCUAUCAGAGGAGAACCAAAAAGGAACUUUCUGCAGCACUCAAGUCUGCUCUGUCAGGUCAUUUGGAGGCAGUGAUCUUGGGCUUGCUGAAGACACCAGCACAGUAUGAUGCCUCUGAACUGAAAGCUGCCAUGAAGGGUCUGGGAACUGAUGAAGACACACUCAUUGAAAUCAUCUGCUCACGAACAAAUCAGGAGCUUAGUGAAAUUAACAGAGUCUACAGGGAAAUGUAUAAGACAGAACUGGAAAAGGACAUUAUAUCAGACACAUCUGGUGACUUCCGCAAGCUAAUGGUUGCCCUGGCCAAGGGCAAAAGGUGUGAAGAUACCUCUGUGAUUGAUUAUGAGCUGAUUGACCAAGAUGCUAGGGAGCUCUAUGAUGCUGGUGUGAAGAGAAAGGGAACUGAUGUCCCCAAGUGGAUCAACAUUAUGACUGAAAGAAGCGUACCCCACCUGCAGAAAGUGUUUGAGAGGUACAAGAGCUACAGCCCGUAUGAUAUGCUGGAGAGCAUCAAGAAGGAGGUUAAGGGAGAUCUGGAGAAUGCCUUCCUUAAUCUUGUCCAGUGCAUUCAGAACAAGCAACUGUAUUUUGCGGACAGACUGUAUGAUUCCAUGAAGGGCAAGGGAACCCGCGACAAGGUUCUGAUCAGGAUUGUGGUCUCCCGCUGCGAGGUUGACAUGCUGAAAAUUAAGAGUGAAUUCAAGAGGAAAUACGGAAAAUCUCUCUAUUAUUUCAUCCAGCAAGACACAAAAGGGGAUUACCAGAGGGCACUGCUGAAAAGAAACCCAAAUCCAGAGACAUGCCUUUUUUGCUCUUCAUUUUACUGUAAUCAUAGAAAAAAUUGA
Nipponia nippon (crested ibis) is the source of this 1075-nucleotide messenger RNA. The record is from RefSeq and is a predicted model, not a curated record. Lineage: Eukaryota; Metazoa; Chordata; Aves; Pelecaniformes; Threskiornithidae.